AUGGAAGAAGUUCCAAUCUUCAGAGCUACGAAGCGUAGGAAAUUUGCACGACCUCAUCAAGAAUCAUCUGCAGAAUCUCCCGAUGCAGCUGCUUUGAAGACGGAUGAUGUGGUGUCAAGCGGUGGGCACGAGACUCGAGAUGAUGAUGAAGACGAAGGUGGAAUUUCGAGUCUGAUACGUGCACGAAAGCACGUUCGAAAGGCUGUGUCUGGUGUCCAAUUUUCAAAUACCAAGGUUACGCAACGAGCGGAUAAAGCCACUGAGAUGGAGGUCAUCAAACCAGAUCAGGAUGCCGACAAGCCCAUAGACAUCACCAACCGGUUUGUCGGAAGCACCGGGCAGGUUGUGAAUGUCGAUCAGCAUAUGGUUGCAUUCAUAGACUCCGAAAUGGCUAGGAGACGGGCCCACCUCGUCACUCCUGCAAACUUUCCUCAGAGGAAUUCGGAAGAAGACACAUAUCGAGAUGCUCCAUCAUCCGACGAGUCAGGAUCGCCAAUCCAGAAAACAUCCGGAACCAAUCCCACCUCCACCCGCCAACUGGCCGAAGUCGACCUGGGAAAUUCUGUACAUGAUACUAACCUAGCCCGCACGAUGGCUGCACUCGAACGCGUCAAGGCUGGUCGAGCUCCGGUCGAAGAAGUGGACAAACCACCGAAGCCUCGAAAACCACGUCUAGGAAGGGACGGUAAACCCUUCAGGCCACGACCCAGGAAGCGAAGGAACAGCGAAGACAUUGCGCGGGACGCCCUUGUGGAGCAAUUUCUCCAUGAGAAUAAAAUUGACCUGUAUGAUACGAACACUCCAGGAUUAACGAGUGCCCCGGGGGCGGCAGCUGGCGAAGCCGCCGAAGACGAGGGUGACACGGACGAUCGCUUUGCUGAACAAUUUCGGCAACAGUUCAUGGACGCGAUGGCCGAGAGGAGGAACAGGCAUAAACAGCCCAAUCAGCCAAAGGGCAAUCUGCCAAAGGGCGGCGCAGCUGUCACGGAAUCACGAGGUCCAAAGCUCGGAGGGAGUCGAAGCGCAAGAGCAAAGAUGAUGCAGUGGCAACAGCAACAAAAGCAAGAAGGGCAAGCGGGAACGAAGAAGUGA
Messenger RNA from Fonsecaea multimorphosa CBS 102226, 1092 nucleotides. RefSeq lists its product as uncharacterized. The coding region runs from base 1 to 1092 and encodes 363 amino acids. Gene Ontology annotation, biological process: mRNA splicing, via spliceosome. The transcript is spliced from 2 exons. NCBI's taxonomy places the organism in Eukaryota, Fungi, Ascomycota, Eurotiomycetes, Chaetothyriales, Herpotrichiellaceae. The record is from RefSeq and is a predicted model, not a curated record. Gene Ontology annotation, cellular component: spliceosomal complex.